AUGACUCUCCGCGCUCGCGGAUUCAAGCCUACCGAGGCCGACAUCCAGUUCAAGGUCGCUCAACAGAAGGCGGCGGUCGAGCGGAUGUGGAUGAUCAUUGCAUCCAUCCUCGCAUUCCUUUUCGUCGUCCGUCUCCUCCGCCUCACUUUCUCGCUCCUCUUCCUCCGACGCCCCGCCCCGACUGGAGAGUUCGACUCGACCGUCGAAAAGCUGGAGAAGGGUUCGUCUCCGGAAUUGGUCCUCCCCGGGCGGACUGGCAAGGCUUCAUGGCGGCGCAUCCCCGCGGCCAUUGCAUCCGGCUUCAGAAUCAUCGCCUUCCGUGUGCAGGUUCCGCUCGGCGUCGGAGGGGCGUCUUUUGCGGAGCUGUUCUUCAUCCUCGGUUACAUAGCAACCAUGCUUGCGCUCACGUUCACGAACACCAUGGAUGCGAGCUAUUGGUUCUUCGAGGACCGUGGCGCGCAUCUCGCGUCCUGUCAGCUCCCGUUCAUUGUCGCACUGGCUGGAAAAAAUAACCUCAUCUCUCUAAUAACUGGCAUCGGACACGAAAAGUUGAACAUACUUCAUCGCGCAGCCGCCAGGACUUGCCUCAUUCUCCUCUGGGUGCACGCUCUCAGUCGAGCCAUCUCGGGCCUGCCCCCGUCUCACGAUUUUAGCCAUGGGUGGAUGCGCUGGGGCGCUGUGGGCUUGACGGCAUUCACUCUGUUGACAGUCCUGUCGGUCCGCUUCAUCCGAAACGCGCUAUUUGAGUUCUUCCUACUGUCCCACAUCGCUCUUGUAGGAAUCUUCAUCGUUGGCGGUUAUCUUCAUGCACGGGCAGUCGACUACGGCGAUUACUUCUGGCCCGCGUUGGUCGUAUGGGCCUUCGACCGCGUCCUGCGCACUGCUCGGCUAAUCUGGAACAACAGAGGCCGGGGUGGCACGCGGCACGGGUAUGGCUCCGCAACCGUCGAGCUUGUUUCCUCGGACACGAUCCGCAUGACUCUCCGUCGCAAGAUGAACUGGCGUCCGGGCCAGCACGCCUAUGUCAUCCUGCCCACCGUCAGCGGGAUGCCGAGCGAGGCACACCCCUUCACAAUCGCGAGCAUCCCCCAGUCGCUGCACGGCAACGAUGGCAAUGUAGAGAAGGACGUGGUGUUCCUUAUCCGCGGCCGGACGGGCUUCACGGGUCGUCUUCGGGAGUUUGCGUCCAGGAAUGGCGUCUGUCGCGUGCCGGCGUUCGUCGAUGGGCCUUAUGGGUGCCCGCCGGAUCUGACGAAGUUCUCGACGUGCAUCCUUAUCGCUGGUGGUUCUGGCGUGUCUUACACUCUGCCGCUCCUAUUGGACCUUGUGCGCCGCGCGCGACAUGGGAACACGCACGUCCGCCGCGUGAUCUUCAUAUGGGCCGUCCGCGAGUCAGACCACCUCAGCUGGAUCUCCAAGAGUCUGUGCGAGGCCUCGGCUGCCGCGCGAUCGACAUCGCUCGCGGUGGAGCCGACGGUGUACAUCACGGGACCCACUUGUACCAUCCCGCAGAUACCGGGUACCGCAUACGAUGGCUCGUCCACCAACUCGGAAACUGGGGAGGUGGUCGACAAGGAGCUUCCUGUUUACUCCUCACUUAAGAUCAUCCACGGGAAACCCAGUAUCCGCCGGAUCCUCCAGGAGGGCGUCGAUGGCUCCUCGGGCCCCGUCUCGGUCGAUGGUGCGUGCUCCCUGUCUGGCCAUUGUCGGGGGACGUUGUUCGCUAAAACAAGCUUUUUCUGCAGUAUCUGGUCCUACGUCUCUCACAACGUCGGUGUCUCGCGCACUGGCUUCUAA
Molecule: messenger RNA, 1797 nt
Organism: Dichomitus squalens LYAD-421 SS1
Lineage: Eukaryota; Fungi; Basidiomycota; Agaricomycetes; Polyporales; Polyporaceae
Exons: 10
Coding region: 1-1797 (598 amino acids)
Biological process (GO): iron ion transport; intracellular iron ion homeostasis; copper ion import
Cellular component (GO): plasma membrane
Molecular function (GO): ferric-chelate reductase activity
Source: RefSeq, a predicted model, not a curated record